AUGGGCGAGGAAAUAAUCUCUCUGCCGGUCCCUGACAAUCUCCUGGCGGAGAUCUUUCUCCGGCUGCCGACCCCGGCCGACAUCCUCCGCGCCUCCGCCGCCUGUGUCUCCUUCCGCCGUGUCGCCGCACAUCGCUCCUUUGUCCGGCGAUUUCGUAAGCUCCACGCCCCGCCUCUACUUGGCUUCUUUGACGACCGAGUGUUCCACCCCGCCGUCCCACCACACCCCUCUACGCCGGCAGCCAGUGCCGUCGCUCUGGCCGCCGACUUUUCCUUCUCAUUCCUCCCCGCCCGCACUUGCACCUGGGCCGUCCAGGACAGCUGCGGCGGCCGCAUCCUCCUCAAGAGCGCCGAGACUGAUGAAGCCAUCUUCUCAGAGAUGCUGGUGUGUGACCCCUUGCAUCGGCGAUACCUCUUGGUUCCCCCAGUCCCAGAUGACCUAGCCGCUUCCGUGGAGAACCCGCUCCCAAUAAAACCACGGUUCUGGUGCCAGACCUUCCUUGUCCCUCUUGGCGACGAUGAGGAUGCACCAGCUGCGGAAGAGAUGCCGUUCAGAGUGAUCUGUCUGGUGCUCUGCAAAACUAAGUUGUUCGCCUUUGUCUUCUCUUCCAGCACUGGACAAUGGAGAGCCAUUCCUUCCCAGCGUUGCAAUAAUUUGUUUGCUGGCUUGCUAUCGUUAGGAAACACUGUGUUUCGCUUUCGCCAAUACGUGUAUGGAUCCUUUUACUGGAGGACAGGUUACGCAGAAACAAGUAUGCUGGUGCUCGACACUCGGAGGAUGGAGUUCUCGAUUGCUGAACUCCCACCUGAAGCCAAAUCUUCUUACAGUUUGGCUAUAGCCAUGGUGGAGGCAGGGAAAAGCAGGCCUGGGUUUUUUAUGCUUAAAGAUAGCGGAUCUACCCUUAGCUAUUGCAUUAUGCAAAACGAUGCUGGGAGUUUGAGCCACUGGCAGGAGGAGAAAACAAUCUCACUAGGUCGUGGGCACUACCUCAUAGGUUCAACUGAGAGGUACUUGCUCCUCUUUAGGUUGCGAAGCUCAUCCGACGGGCCAGGCUUUUACACACUGGACGUCAAAACAUUCCAUCUUGAGAAGGUGUGCGACUCUUCAACGUCUAGCUUCCUUAACCUGCACGCAUAUAGCAACUUCCCUCCAUCAUUGUUGUCAUUACCGACAAUACCACGUGGUGUUGAGAACUAGGCUGAGGAGAUGGUGAAACAGGGCUGUGCUGCAAGCUCAAGCGCUUAUUGACCACUGUCAAGAUAGUGCUGAUACAAAUUCUGAGCGUCAGGCUGAUGUUUAUAUGAUCCGAGAUGUU
Molecule: messenger RNA, 1315 nt
Organism: Lolium rigidum
Lineage: Eukaryota; Viridiplantae; Streptophyta; Magnoliopsida; Poales; Poaceae
Exons: 2
Coding region: 1-1197 (398 amino acids)
Molecular function (GO): protein binding
Source: RefSeq, a predicted model, not a curated record